Messenger RNA from Austrofundulus limnaeus, 3795 nucleotides. Its product is annotated as SRSF protein kinase 3. Lineage: Eukaryota; Metazoa; Chordata; Actinopteri; Cyprinodontiformes; Rivulidae. Gene Ontology annotation, molecular function: protein serine/threonine kinase activity; ATP binding. The record is from RefSeq and is a predicted model, not a curated record. Gene Ontology annotation, biological process: intracellular signal transduction; regulation of mRNA processing; spliceosomal complex assembly. Gene Ontology annotation, cellular component: cytoplasm; nucleus.
AGCUUCCACCAGACAAUGCCACCCAGUCCAGACAGCACAAAUGCACCUGUAUUGCCCUGUCUACUUCAUAAAACGGCCCUUCAACCCUACCAUUGUCUUAGCCAAUCACCUCCUGCCACAGUAGGAACUCUCACCCACCUCUCCAGCCUGUCACUACCCUCAUCUUCCCUGCAACCUGACAAAGCCCCUGCAACUCCUCCUUUAACCUCUACUCACUGUGAUGCCUCCUUGCUGACCUCAGCGAUAUUCACCUCCAGUGUCUGCUCCUCCCUUCACUACCCCCUGUGCUCCUCUUCUGCCUCCCUCCUCUGCUCACUGGACUCAGUUGGCCAUCCAUUCAGUUCCUCUCCUACAACAUCAUUAGCCAUAUCUCAAUUGAGCACACCCCCUCUACAUCAGAGCCUGCCCCCUCUAGAUUUAACUCCACCUUCUGCUCAGCUGCUUGGCUCUGAUGAUGAAGAGCAGGAAGACCCAUCUGAUUACUGUAAAGGUGGUUAUUACCCGGUGAAAAUAGGAGAUCUGUUCAACAGAAGAUACCAUGUGGUCAGGAAACUGGGUUGGGGACACUUCUCUACAGUCUGGCUCUGCUGGGACCUGCAGAAGAAGCGCUUUGUGGCUAUGAAGGUGGUGAAGAGUGCUCCACAUUAUACUGAGACAGCUCUGGACGAGAUCAAACUGCUUCGAUGUGUGAGGGACAGCGACCCAUCUGACCCAUUCAGGGAAACAAUAGUCCAACUCAUUGACGACUUCAAAAUCUCUGGAACCAAUGGAGUCCAUGUCUGUAUGGUUCUGGAGGUUUUGGGUCACCAGUUGUUAAAAUGGAUCAUCAAAUCCAACUAUAUGGGACUUCCUCUGGUCAGUGUCAAGACCAUCAUCAGACAGGUGCUGCAGGGACUUGACUACCUCCACACCAAGUGCAAAAUCAUUCACACAGACAUCAAGCCAGAAAACAUCCUAUUGGUCGUUGAUGAUUUUUACAUCAAAAGACUGGCAGCAGAAGCCACUGUCUGGCAAACAGCAGGAGCUCCGCCCCCUUCAGGCUCAUCAGUUAGCGCAGCUCCCAGGGACUUGCAGGUUGGGAAGUUGUCUAAAAACAAGAAGAAAAAAUUAAAAAGAAAAGCGAAGCAACAGCAGAAGCUCCUAAAGGAGAGACUGAUGGAUUUACAGAGGAUGGAGGAAGAGGAGGAUGUACUGAAACCUAAUGACAUAGAUGUUAACUCCAAUACCAAAGUGAGUCCRGAGUCCACCGGAUCCUGGUUGGAGGACAGAGGUAUUGACCACACCUUUGGACGGUUCUCAAGCCCUGCUUCUGGAUUAUCAGGGUUCUCCAGCUCUGUUAUGUCAGCAACAUCCGAGUCUGCACCUUCUAUUCAGUCAGGAUAUUCCAAUGGACAAGAUGAGUUCAGCUCUUCAGAUUUUGUCAUCAACCCUCUGGAUCCUCAGAACGCUGAUAGGAUCCAGGUGAAGAUUGCAGACCUGGGAAAUGCCUGCUGGGUGCACAAACACUUCACAGAGGACAUUCAGACAAGGCAGUACCGAGCUCUAGAGGUUUUAAUUGGAGCAGAGUAUGGGACACCCGCUGACAUUUGGAGCACUGCCUGCAUGGCAUUUGAGCUGGCGACAGGAGAUUAUCUAUUUGAACCUCAUUCAGGAGAAGACUACACCAGAGAUGAAGGUGAGCUGCGUCACAUCUCCAGCCUGAAGCCCUGGGGUCUGUUCGAGGUCCUGUUGGAGAAGUACGAGUGGCCGUUGGAUCAGGCAGCUCAGUUCAGUGACUUCCUGCUCACCAUGUUGGAGAUGCAGCCUGAACGCAGAGCUACAGCAUCGCAGUGCCUGCAGCACACCUGGCUGUGCACGUGAACACGUGAACACGUGCACAGCCAGACAGUCAGCUGUCCCAGGAUGUUCCACAGCAGCCAACCUGCAGCUGUGUUGAAGCCCAGAUGUUCGGUCCAGUCCAGUACUCUGGUCUCUGAUUACUGCAUCAUGUUCCAUCUGACCGUUUGUUGGUGUCAGUCAGACAACAGUCAGACAACAGUCAGACAACAGUCAGACAACAGUCAGACUCCCAACUGUUUACAUGUCAAUCAUCUGUUGUCUAAGAGCUGAUUUUCUGUCUGUCAGUCAUCAGUUGGUUGAUUCUAAGUUAGUUGAUCAUUUUAAAGUUAUAUCCUGUGAUAUCGAAUCUUUGUUUUUAUUUACUUUGAAUUUUCUGCUGACUCUGUUGUUUUUCCAUUUGCCAUGUUUGACAGUUAAGCCCCUUAMAGCCUUUUUAUCUUUUAUUUUAAACACGCAUUAAGGUGGAACAGGCUGUUUAUCAGCUGAUAAGAGCUUUAAGACCACAGUCUUUAUGGUUCAGUGUCAUGUCUGUCAGGUAUCCACGUGUCCUGACCCCCUGACGACAUUUCUCUGGUCAAACAGAUUGCUGACCUCUCACAGGCAGCUGUUGGUCCUGAGGGUGGACGCUGGAAGAUGGUCAUUUUAACCUUCUUUAAACAUCCUCAGGCUUGUGGAACAAAAGACAACUGAUUGACCCAAAAUCAUUUCACCUGCCCUGAGCCGGAGGCUCCUAUCUGUCCAUCAAGACACAGACUGGACGAUCCUCGGUCCAAAUGAAGCUCAUCACUGGUGCCAACAGUCCCACAACCAUCAGAGGGUCUCUGUGGGAGAAGAGUUUCAGAACAGAAAGCUUCUUCAGAGACAUGGUGGUCUUCACCAUUUGGAGUUUACAGGAGGGACACUGAAGGACAGAACAGGUUUAUUCUCUGAUGAGAAAACAUUUCACCUUCACCGUCCUGAGAUGUUCUUUACACAGUAGGAGGGGCUCUGGGGGUCUUUUUCAAUGGAACAAUGAAGCUUCAGGUUGUGCAGAGGCAUCUCAGCAGCUGGCUCUGUGAAGAUGGUGCAGGGGGUCUCCCUUAUGACUGAAGACCACCGUCUGUGUGGUAAUGAGAGGGUUUUUCAACAGGACAACCCUGCAGGACUUCUUCCAGAGAAGAACCUCUCUGUUUUAAAGCAUCCUGCAUGUUCUGAUCCAAAUCUGACUGAGGACAUUUGGGCUUGGAGGACAAGGGACAUUUACAACAAUGGACACCAGACAAUGGACGUCCUCCAUGAAGACAUCCACCGUUURGAUCAACAGUCCUUCUAGSCUCCUGGAAACACCAGCAUCAAGCAUAUCRUGAGUUGACAGCUUAUCAUUACUGAGGCCUUUUUAUUUUAUUUGUGUUUAAAUUUAUUUUUUAAGAAAUGGUCUUAAACGUUUGAUCAGCUGAUGAACAGCCUGUUUCAGUUUAAUACUUGUUGGGAUAAAAAACACUUUGUCACUCAGAACCUUCUUAUGAUCCAACAGAGCUAAAUAUGAAUUCUUAUCAUUUUCAUCAGGACUGUAAAGUAUUAUUGAUGUACUGAUGACCCAGUUGACAGGUUUGACAUCAGAACAUGAAAGCUCUCCCAGAGCCACUGUGACAUCAUUACUGAUAUUGUUGCUGAUGCAGGAUUUGAUUUGUGUGUUUCAGAAACCUUUUCUAUGCUGACCUCUGACCUUAUCAGGAGCCACUGACUGAAUAAUACUUAAAGAAGAAAUAAACAAGACUCACAGAAACCACACAAAAUAAAGAUUAGUAUCCCCAACAACAGCUGAGUACUUCAGAAAGUUGUUCUUCAGGUUCAGGGGUCAGCACAGCGAGUCAACCUGCAUGAAAGAUGUCAGCUGUCCUUCCUGUCUCAACCUGAAUAAAACACUUGUAAACUCUGAUGUCUGACCUGAGCCUGGACACAUCAGACUCAGUUCUA